GGGAGGAAGGGACGGAGGAACGAUGGCUCUGAAAGGAGUCUUCAAGGAACGACAUCUUCAGAUCGUUUCGGUGGCUACACAGGUGGCCAUAUCUCGGCGAGUGCAGAGGUACAAGCUCGCAUUGCGCGGGCGUCAAGACGCCGAAAACAGGCGAACAAGAUCGACCUCGGACCAGUCAACGCCAAUGAUAUGUAAAUGGAGUGUAGACGCAUCGUAGAACGCGUUUUCGUUUGAAGUUGGCGUCUUGUUUGAGAGUAGAUGUGACAGAUUUGCGUAGAAUAGGGUAAGAUGUUAUCAUGAACGGAGAUGAAAGGGCUUUUCCAACACGGAGAUGUAGCAUGGAUCAAAGCAUUUGUUGGAUUUCAGCUUUUACAAGAGGACAUCAACGCAGUAGUAUAUUUUAACAAGCUUACGAACGCAUAUAGGAUACCAUCAGGAUUGUCAUUGGUAGUAUAUCAUCGCCUACUCUAUCUCUCUUUUUCUCGAUCUUUGCUUUGCCCCCCAAUCGUUGCCGUGCGUGUUUCUACGCAACAACAUAUAUAUCAAAUAGAGUAGGCCCAUGUCUGUCUAUGUUGCUUCCGGCACUACAUCAUGAUCAUCAGAAGAUGAAGAUGGCGCUCGCACUUACGAACUUGGCAGAUAAGAAAUCCGGCCUCGAAAAAAAGUCAAAAUAAAAUAUAUUGUCGACAAAUUAAUAAUUACAACAACACACGUGCGUGCUCAGGCCCUACGUGGUGUUCAGAACAAGAACGAACCCGCAUUUCUUCGUGGUGUAAGAACAGAGCCCCGAAAACGAGACAGCUGCAAGAGAAAAUGAGCACUCACGAAGGGGUGAGGGGCUACUCGCGGGGUGAACGGUGCGCAGUUAGUUGCAGAUCAGCGGCGAGGAGGAGGUUCCUUUGAAAAUAGUGCUACUGGUGGUGCGGAGAUGGGGGGGGUGUAGACUAGUGUUUUUGUUUUUGCGUGUCCAACGGUUGUUGUUGUUGUUGUUGUUGUCUUCACAUUAAACCGUAUGUCAACUGCUAAAUGCCAAUACCUAGCAAAGACUCUCAGCCCGUGGUCACGAAAGUGCUAGAGUCAUCUGAGGAUCAAAGAACACGCACACAUGACGAGAAAAAGGUGCCCAAGAGCCCGAAGAGGUACACCUAAAAAUCCCUGCAGCACCGUAUGCGUGCCCAAAAACUGAACUGCACGUCCGUCCCACCGUUCGACUACAGUAGCAUCACCCCCUCCCUGUCCCACUCCAUACCAAAACGGAAGACAGCCGACUACAGCAUACUGCUGUCUGAAGUGCUGUCUG
Ectocarpus sp. CCAP 1310/34 is the source of this 1300-nucleotide messenger RNA. The record is from the annotation of a GenBank genome assembly. Lineage: Eukaryota; Phaeophyceae; Ectocarpales; Ectocarpaceae.